Molecule: messenger RNA, 852 nt
Organism: Laetiporus sulphureus 93-53
Lineage: Eukaryota; Fungi; Basidiomycota; Agaricomycetes; Polyporales; Laetiporaceae
Product: 40S ribosomal protein S24
Exons: 3
Coding region: 54-491 (145 amino acids)
Biological process (GO): translation
Cellular component (GO): ribosome
Molecular function (GO): structural constituent of ribosome
Source: RefSeq, a predicted model, not a curated record
GAUGGAGGACAUGAUGGCGGGAUGUACCAUAGCGGACCAGGGGAGUGGAAUAGAUGACUGACGUGCUGCCCGACUUGCAGACCGACCCAGCAGCACCCAUCACCAUCCGGACCCGCAAGUUUAUUACCAACCGCCUCCUCUCCCGCCGCCAAUUUGUCGUUGACGUCCUACACCCAUCGCGAGCAAAUGUGCCGAAGGACGAGCUUGCCGAGCAGCUCGCGAAGAUCUACAAGGCCGAAAAGGGACGCGUCGUUCCCUUCGGCUUCAGGACACACUUCGGUGGUGGACGCAGCACGGGCUUUGCGCUGAUUUACGAUGACGAGGCAUCGCAAAGAAAGUUUGAGCCCAAGUACCGUUUGAUUCGGCUUGGCCUUAUCCAGGCGCCUCCUAAGACCAACCGUAAGCUGCGGAAAGAGCGCAAGAACCGUGCGAAGAAGCUCCGUGGCACCAAAAAAGUCAAGGCUGCGGAGCCGCCGAAGAAGGGCAAGUAAUGGUUGGGCGCGUCGUGUAUUAUCGGUGCUUUCAUCGUCUCUUGCAUUUCAUACCACAUUCGUCCCCCUCAUCCCCCACCCCAUCGCGGGGCAAACGUUGUGCCCCAACUGUAUCGUACUGCGUAUGCUGGCCUUCUCCUCGCUUUCAUGAGUCCUAUGCGCAUGCCGAACUAUGACCGUCACCUCGACCGCGCUGCAGCACUGCACAUGUGCCGUAGGACUUGCGGGUCCCCCAUUGCUCUGUUCGCCUCUGAUACCAUCAUAUUACGAGAUGCCUGGACAGUACAUUGUGGGUAUCGCAUGGGUGGUCUAGGAUAUUGCGUACGAACAGGAAGAAAGCACAGUGCAAUGACGACAUGAC